Messenger RNA from Cinara cedri, 288 nucleotides. Lineage: Eukaryota; Metazoa; Arthropoda; Insecta; Hemiptera; Aphididae. The record is from the annotation of a GenBank genome assembly.
AUGUUUCGACAUACUAGAAGUUUGAGUAAAAGAGUAAUUGAAAAAUGUUUGAUAGUUGAAGAUAUAUCUUUAGGGUCAGAUUUAGAAACUUUUGAUAAAGAUCAUGUUGAUUUCGAUAAAGACCCAGAUUUUAAUUUGUAUUUCGACAAUGAUGAACAUUAUUCAGACGAAAAUGAAAUUGAUUUCGCUCCAUCUACUUCUUCAAACUUAAAUCCCACUUCACUAAUCAAAAGACGUAAAUUAAAUUCAAAUAUUGACGAAUUAGAUCAAUCAAGCAGUGCUACAUAA